UUUGGGGCAGACAAUCAUCAGCUUUCGUCUGCCUGCACAUACUUGAAUAGAAUAGAUGUGUGUCGCUGCCACCCAUGCUGUUUGCAUUGCCACCUAUUCGUACCCGGUGAGAGAAAGAGAGAGUGAGAGAGAGGGAAGUAAAAACACCAUGCCCCAAACCAAAGUGGAAAGUGCCGAAUCAACGGAAUCAAGCGAAGAGGUCACCUACAAGGUUUUGGUUACCCACCCUGAGGUGCCCAAAGAAGCUUUGGACUUAAUGGGCCGUGGCUGUCAGCUGAUUAUGUGCAAUAGUCUACCUGCAAAUCGCAGCGAAAUUUUGGAAAAGGCCAAGGGAGUUCAUGGCAUGUUCUGGGCUACCUACCUUCCAUUGGAUAAAGAGGUAUUGGAUGCUGCCGGUCCCCAAUUGAAAUCGAUUUCAACCAUGUCGGCAGGCAUAGAUCAUGUUGAUGUGCCCGAAUUGAAGAAACGUAAAAUUCCCUUGGGCCAUACACCUACUGUCUUAAAUUACGCAGUGGCUGAUACAGCCAUGGGUUUGAUGUUGGCAGCAGCUCGCAGAUUCCAUGAAGGACGCAAUAAAAUUGAUAGUUCCACUUGGGAAAACUAUCAUAUCGAAUGGAUGUGGGGCCAAGAUAUUCGUGAUGCCACUGUUGGCUUCUAUGGUUUUGGCGGUAUUGGUCAAGCCAUUGCCCAACGCCUCAAGGGUUUCGAUAUUGAUAGCAUCAUCUAUACCACACGCAAGCGUGUAGCCAAGGAUAUCGAAAAGGAAUAUAAUGCUGCCAAAGUAUCGUUUGAUGAGCUGUUGGCUCAAAGUGAUAUCCUUUUCAUAGCUACUCCCUUGACCCCCGAAACUGAGGGUGUCUUUAACAAGACCACCUUCUCUAAGAUGAAGAAGACUGCUGUCUUGAUCAACAUUGCCAGAGGCCAAAUUAUUAAUCAAGAUGACCUGUAUACCGCCUUGAAGAACAAUCAAAUCUUUUCCGCUGGCCUUGAUGUUGUGUAUCCUGAGCCCUUGCCUGCUAAAGACAAGCUAUUGACGUUGCCUAAUGUUGUCAUUACUCCACACAUUGGCUCCGCUACCAAGCGCACGCGCACUGACAUGGCUACGAUUGCUGCUCACAAUGUCUUGAGGGGUUUGGUUGGUCAACCCAUGCUGUCACCGGCAUAUUAAGCAAACGGGUUAAUUGGGCUACCACAGAACUGGUUUCAGGAAGCAUAUAUUCAGGUUCAUGUCAAGAAAUACAGAACAAAGUAACAAUGUACUGUAAAUAUUUGAUCUGAUUUUCAGUGUUGCAAUAAAUAAAUUCAAACAACAA
Messenger RNA from Stomoxys calcitrans (stable fly), 1313 nucleotides. RefSeq names its product glyoxylate reductase/hydroxypyruvate reductase. Gene Ontology annotation, molecular function: NAD binding; hydroxypyruvate reductase [NAD(P)H] activity; hydroxypyruvate reductase (NADH) activity. The coding region runs from base 56 to 1168 and encodes 370 amino acids. Lineage: Eukaryota; Metazoa; Arthropoda; Insecta; Diptera; Muscidae. Gene Ontology annotation, cellular component: cytosol. The record is from RefSeq and is a predicted model, not a curated record. The transcript has 5 exons.